Messenger RNA from Mycena indigotica, 3132 nucleotides. RefSeq lists its product as uncharacterized. The transcript is spliced from 9 exons. The record is from RefSeq and is a predicted model, not a curated record. Lineage: Eukaryota; Fungi; Basidiomycota; Agaricomycetes; Agaricales; Mycenaceae. Bases 1 to 3132 code for a protein of 1043 amino acids.
AUGCUAGACUGGAUGUGGACCGGGUCGGCGCAGAAAUCGCGGGCAGAAGGCCAACGUCUCGUCAACUUCCUGAAAUCACCUUUCUUCAGCAAGGAUGACAUCCAGGACUUCGACUUGGAUGUUGAGACUGAGCGGCUGGAUCGACAUUUCGCCACUUCAUCAUCACACGACGGGUGGAAGGAGGCCUCGGUCACGAUUGCCGUUCCGGAUGGGAAGGAGCACGAUUCAGAAGAGGAUGCUGCUCGGUUUAACGUGUCGGGACUGUGGUACCGUCCGCUUGCGAGUGCAAUCAAGGCGGGAAUCGAGAAGGCGGCUCCGAAUACUUUUCAUUAUACGCCAUUCAAACAGUUUUGGAAGCGUUCAGCCGACGCGGCGCCUGAACGCGUUCGAGACGAGAUUUACUCGUCAGAUGCGAUGGUCGAGGCCUAUACCGAGCUACAAAAUCAGCCACGAGUAACCGGCUGCAUGCUCGAGCGCAUCAUUGUUCCUCUCAUGUUUUGGUCGGACUCGACACACCUUGCUAGCUUCGGGGAUGCCGCCCUUUGGCCGCUCUACUUAUUCUUUGGCAACCAGUCAAAGAAUCUACGGGUCAAGCCGUCAAGUAAUAUGUGCCACCAUGUCGCGUACUUCCCAAAGCUGCCUGCUUCCUUCAGCAAGUUCUACCUGGAACUGACCGGAAAACCACCCUCUUCUGAGAUGCUAACCCAUGCUCGCCGCGAGCUCAUGCAUGCGAUCUGGAGAUUGCUGCUCGAUGACGAAUUCCUCGACGCAUAUAAGAAUGGCAUUGUAUGCAUGUGUGAAGAUGGAAUCGAGCGCCGCUGUUAUCCUCGCCUAUUCACUUACUCAGCAGACUAUCCAGAGAAGAUCUUACUCGCUACUCUUCGCAGCCUCGGGGCUUGUCCUUGUCCUCGUUGCAUGGUUCCAAAAGAGCUGAUACCCGAGCUUGGAACCAUCAAUGAUAUGAAGCGGCGUGAGCGACUGGCGCGGGUCGAUGACGAGCACCGUCAAGACAGAAUCUCCCGAGUUCGAAAGUGGAUCUAUUCGUGGGCUUAUGGUAUCAAAGCCAAAGCUGUUGAACGCUUUUUGCAGCCUCAGUCAGAAACUCCGACGUCGAACGCAUUCUCAGAUCGAUUGGCAAAAUUUGGCCUCAACCCUUUUCGAAUGCUCGUUCCGGAUUUCAUGCACGAGUUUGAGCUCGGUGUAUUCAAGUCGUUCUUCAUACAUCUCCUACGCAUUCUUGCAGCCCAUAACCCGCUUCUGCUGGUUGAGCUGGACCUUCGCUUUCGACUGGUUCCUACGUUCGGCCGAUGGACAGUUCGGAAAUUUCCUGAGAGUGUGUCAUCACUGAAAAAGUUGGCGGCAUGGAACUACGAAUGUAUUCUGGUCUGUGCGAUUCCCGUAAUCGAUGGCCUUCUUCCCGAGCCUUACAAUUCAGAAGUGCUCGAUGUUCUAUUCAUCCUGGCCGAAUGGCAUGCCCUUGCAAAAUUGCGGAUGCAUACUGACACGUCGAUGGACAUGCUACGAGCCUCAACGAAGGAGCUUGGUCGUCUUCUUCGUCGAUUUCGUGACCAUGUCUGCCCUUUUUUCGCUACCAAAGAACUGCCGACCGAGGAACGUGCUCGUGAACGUGCACAAGCUCGGAAAAAGGGGAAAUCCAAGGAUACUCAUCGAAAUCGAAAGACUAUGAUGGCUAAAAAUGUGUCAACAACAAAGAAGGAUUACAACCUGUUUACCUAUAAACUCCACGCACUCGGUGACUACAUCGCCAGCAUCCUCUGGUUCGGCACCAGCGACUCGUACUCAACCCAACCUACAUUCAGGGCGAACUUCGAACACCGUCGAGCUAAACGAUUUUAUGCUCGCACAAGUAAGAACCGUGCGGUUGGCCAGAUCGCUCGUCUUGAACGACGGGAGCGGGGCCUUACCAACUUAAUAUCCCCCACUCAACAUGCUCUCUUGGCCAUGAGACGCUCAAAGCCGACACCAAACCGACAACCGAGGAAAACCCUCAAGUCAGAGGACAUGGCUUAUACGAGCCCUGAGCAGCAUUACCAUAUCGCCGCUUCUAAAAGCAAUCCAAUUGCACUAGGGUCGUGGCUUCCGGAGCAUCGCGGAGACCCAGCUACCCAGAACUUUCUCCCUCGUUUGCAUGACCAUCUUCUUGGUCGAUUGCGAGAGCCGGAAUUGACAGAACAACCUGCGAGCUUUACUGAUGCCGACCGUCGUCAGGUUAUUAUUCGGAAUGACCGCAUUUACGAACACAAAGUCUUCCGAGUCAACUACACCACUUACGACGUGCGACGUGCUCAAGACUCACUCAACCCUCGUUACCAUUCCGACAUUAUGACCCUCUCUCCGGAAAACGACAUGACCCACCCCUUCCAAUAUGCUCAAAUCAUUGGCGUUUAUCAUGCCGACGUGAUCCACAAUGUUCCUGGAGCCAACGCUGCCGCCAAACGGAUGGAUUUUUUGUGGGUUCGCCGUUACCGCCUGGAACGAAGCUGGCAUGGACGCGACUGCUUCAAACGACGUCGACUGUAUCGCGUGCAGUUUCUUCCUCACAAUGACCCCAAUGCCUUUGGCUUCAUCAAUCCAGAUGAGGUCAUUCGCGCAUCCCACCUGAUUCCCUCCUUCCAUUCUCCUAAGAUAACAACACUCCUUCCAAUCGACUCUAUCGGGCGGUUACAGCGAGAAGGGUUAGAGGAAGGCGAGGAUUGGGAAUGGUACUGUGUUAACCCGUUUCCCGACCGCGAUAUGGUCAUGCGCUAUCGAGGAUGUGGUGUUGGUCACUUUCGAGUCAAUGUCCCGGUCGAAGCAGAGCCAGCUAUUGCUCACGAGCCAGAGGAAGUCUCUAUACCAGAGCAAACAUUCACCAACCCUGUUGUUCCUGAGCAACCUCCUUCUGCUGUUGGCGACCGUGAAGAGGUUCCUGAGGUAGGGGAGCAGGAUGUUGAAGUGGAAGAUGAAGACCACGGGCCAGGAAACCCGGAUGAUGACGAUGACGAGGACAGUGAGGAAGAGGAUAGUAGAAUGGACUUGGAGGAUGCAGCUGAGGGAGCGGUCCCUAUUUAUGCGGAGGCAGGUGAUGUACCAAUGCCUGUAGAGAUUCUUGAGGGUUAUGCUACAUUGUAA